ACCCGCGCCUGGCUGCUGGGCGGUGGCACCGGAGGGACCCCGAGCUGCAGGCUUUCCGGGGCGCCAUGAGCUGCAUCAACCUGCCCACCGUGCUUCCCGGCUCCCCCAGCAAGACCCGGGGGCAGAUUCAGGUGAUUCUAGGACCCAUGUUCUCAGGAAAAAGUACGGAGCUGAUGCGAAGGGUCCGCCGCUUCCAGGUUGCCCAGUACAAGUGCUUGGUGAUCAAGUACGCCAAGGACACUCGGUACAGCAGCAGCUUCUCCACGCAUGACCGGAACACCAUGGAGGCACUGCCAGCCUGCCUGCUCCGGGACGUGGCUCAGGAGGCCCUGGGGGCGGCUGUCAUAGGCAUCGACGAAGGGCAGUUUUUCCCAGACAUCGUGGAGUUCAGCGAGACUAUGGCCAACGCCGGGAAGACCGUGAUCGUGGCCGCACUGGACGGGACCUUCCAGAGGAAGGCCUUUGGGACCAUCCUGAACCUGGUGCCCCUGGCGGAGAGCGUGGUGAAGCUGACGGCGGUGUGCAUGGAGUGCUUCCGGGAGGCCGCGUACACCAAGCGGCUAGGCUCGGAGAAAGAGGUAGCGCGCACCUGCCUGCCCGGGGGCGCGGGGUGGGGAGAGGCCCGCAGGCGCCGUGCCCCGCCUCAGUCCGCGCCCUCUGCGUCCCGCGGCCAGGUGGAGGUGAUUGGAGGCGCGGACAAAUACCACUCCGUGUGCCGCCUCUGCUACUUCAAGAAGGCCUCGGGCCUGCCCGCCGCGCCGGACGGCAAGGAGAACAAGGAGAACUGCCCGGUGCUGGUGCCCGCAAAGCCCGCGGAGGCGGCGGGAGCCCGGAAGCUCUUUGCUCCGCAUCAGGUCCUGCAGUGCAGCCCCGCCAACUGAGGCUCCCGGCCCGCGCCGGCCGCCCCGCCCCCCGCCGGCCGCCCCGCCCCCCGCCGGCCGCCCCGCCCCCCGCCGGCCGCCCCGCCCCGCCCCCGCGCCCCCCGCUGGCAGCCGCGCGGCCCGCCCCGAGGAGGAAGUGGGGGCGGGGCGAAGACGGGACUUUCUGCUUCCCGCCGUGCGGGUCUCGGCCGGAGGUCUACGCGUCCCGGUUCCCCCUUCCCUGGUUCCCUUCCCGGCCGCCGGUCCCCUCACGAGCUAGCGCCCGGCCGCCGCAGUCAGCCCCGCCCCCACCCUCCGGGGGCAGGGGCGGAACCACACACUGCGGCGACUUUGGCGCCCAUGGCUUCUUCCCCCUUGUGGCUUUCGCCCUUGAGUUUCUGUUCUCACUGGGAAGUCCGUGCGCCAGUACCUCCCGCGCAGACCCAGCCUCGGCCCACGCAGAGGUUUCUGUCUCUGCUUGGGACUGACUCCCGGCCCCCAAGGGUGGCUGGACUUGGGUCCUCCUGCUGCCUACACCCCCGUGAUCAUUUUCUCCGGAAUUACAGCUUCUCUCACACGGGAGACCCUUAGCCUGAUGGGGCUCAGGUCCCAGGGGCUUCUCUUUUAAAGCGGGGGGGGGGGGGGGGGGGGAGGUGCUAGGGGAAGAGGUGGCUCAGGUUAGGAUCUAUGGUUCUGUUGUAGCCUGUGAAUUAAUAACUAAUAUUAAAAUUUACUGGUUGGUGAAA
Molecule: messenger RNA, 1606 nt
Organism: Lutra lutra (Eurasian river otter)
Lineage: Eukaryota; Metazoa; Chordata; Mammalia; Carnivora; Mustelidae
Gene: TK1
Product: thymidine kinase 1
Exons: 6
Coding region: 66-881 (271 amino acids)
Biological process (GO): thymidine metabolic process
Molecular function (GO): thymidine kinase activity; ATP binding
Source: RefSeq, a predicted model, not a curated record